AUGGAUAGAUAUGGACUUGCGGCGCGUCAACGGGUUGAGCCCGCAACGCGCAUUUCACUGCACCAGCGACACGAUCCAGUCCGGCCUCGACGACCCUUGGCAUCUGCUUGGAUAGAUUCUGCGACCAGAACGACACCAAGGAUGGAGAGUGCGGCGAAGCGCAAGGCUGGCAGUGCAGCAACGGCCGACAGCGAUGGGCGCCCUAACAAGCGCCAGAAAGUACCGGCCGAGAACACCCCCAGCGCUGAAACGGUAGAGUCGACAACGGCGCAGGGCUUGAAGUUCCUCGAGAGCUUGAAGCAGGCAAAGGACAAGACGGGACGGCCGAUAGCGACCCAUUUCCUCACCCUACCCAGCAAGACCGAAGUGCCCGACUACUACGAACAAGUCAAGCUGCCCAUUGCUAUAGACACUAUCGAGAACAAGCUCCACAAAGGAGCUUACGCAACUCUCGCCCAGGUUGAAAGCGACUGUAAACGCCUAGUCAACAACGCAAAGGCUUUCAAUGAGAAAAAGUCGCUCCUCUACGAAGAUGCCGAGCGUCUACGGAAGACGGCGUCGAAUUGGAUGGUCAAGCACAAUCCGGCCUACCGAGAUGGCAACUAUAUCGCAGUCCCAACACCUAUUCCCGGCGAGGAGAACGUCACUCCCGGAAGGCCUACUCCUCGAGUCGUAUCCACACCACGAACUGCGCAUACCCCAGCAACCAUAGAGACUGUUGACCGUCCACGACGAGCGGCUGCCGCUGCACAGGCCACACCUGCGCCAUCAAAACUACGCCAUUCCGCUUCUGUAGCUCCGGAAGAGGACGACAAUCCAGAAUACACAGGGAAGACCUUCCAGCAGGCACAAGAGCAAAUUGUUCGCGAGCUCAUCGAGCAUGAAGAUGGCGGUCUGCAGAUAUUCGUACCAUUCCAGAACCUCCCAUCAAGAAGUCUGAGAGAUUAUUACCAGCUGAUCAAAGACCCCAUGUCAUUGUCAGCUGUGCACAAGAAAGUUCGAGGCAUCAUCGGUCGUGAGGCGCCAACCGGCCAAACCCUCUUCAAGAGCUGGGACGCCUUUGAGAACGCUGUGAGCUUGAUCUGGAAGAAUGCACGCAUCUACAACGAGGAUGGAAGUGACAUUUACAACCUCUCCCUAGAGUUUGAGGAAAUCUUUUACAAAAAGCUCAGAGAAGCCAAGGCGAAGGUCAAUGAACCAGCUCAGCCGAAGCUCAAGCUCAACUUGUCAAACGCUGCUGCAGCUCCUAAGCAGCAACUUAAGCUGAAGCUCAGACAGAGCCCAGCAUCAGAUCCAAACACACCAGCUGCACGUAACUCUACUACUCCUGGUGUCAUUGUUGAUAGCGAUGCCUUGAUACGACAACAACGCCACGUCCUUGACAGCAUGGCCGGUGGUCGACCCUCCCGUGCAUCACCAGUCGUCAAGGCUUCAACACCAUCAGUAUCCACUAAUCCGUUCUCUGGACCGCGAGGUGGAUCAGCUACGGUGGCACCACUUCCCACUACUCAGACCAGGACUGCUAGAUCACCACCAGCUGUUAACGGUGUCAAGCAAGAUGUCCAGUCCCCUGCGUUGAGCGCCAUAAAGCCGGCCAGCACCACGUCAGAUGGCCAGGGAGCGCGUCUUGGCGUUCCAUCGCAAACACCACAUCCAGCCAUGGCACCGCCUGCCCUCAAUCGAGUAUCAAGUGGUAGUCCACAUCCCAAUGGAAUGAGUCAGCCAAACGGCGUAUAUGGUACACCGCAACCACCGACUUACUACGCUCCUCCCGCUGUCCCACGUGUGGACAGCUUCCGCAAGGUUCCCCUCAAGAGCAUCGACGAAGCUCUCAUACCCAGAAUAACACUGAAUACGCACCCGGCUCUCAACCUUGCUAAACCCUGGUCUGUUGUCGUUCCGGCCAGCUUAACCAAAGUCUCCCACAGCGCCACCAUUGUCGUCUCCCCCACAAACUCGUACAUCCAAAUCACCCCCAAGGUCCCCAUUGCUCUGACAAAUCGUCUCUACCGCCUCUUCGUUACUGUAAAUGGAAACCGCACACUCGAAGUCAAUCGUGUUCCUGUCACCGCGGGUAUCAACGGUAGUAGUCCCGGACCUGGGUACGAAGGCGGCAAGAAGAAAGGUGAGCCAGUUUUCGAAGCAAAGUUGGUCGGGGGGGUAAACAGGAUUGAAGUGGAGAUUGUCGCGGAGAAGGAGCACAAGGAUGGCGGAGGGGAUGCAGCCAAGGACAAGAAGGAGGAUCAGAUUGAAGUUGAGAAGAGCACGAUUUUCCUGCAUCUGAUGAGACAGGCGUCGUACUAG
Plenodomus lingam JN3 is the source of this 2304-nucleotide messenger RNA. RefSeq lists its product as uncharacterized. Gene Ontology annotation, biological process: transcription elongation by RNA polymerase II; chromatin remodeling. Gene Ontology annotation, cellular component: RSC-type complex. NCBI's taxonomy places the organism in Eukaryota, Fungi, Ascomycota, Dothideomycetes, Pleosporales, Leptosphaeriaceae. Gene Ontology annotation, molecular function: protein binding; chromatin binding. The record is from RefSeq and is a predicted model, not a curated record.